UUACUUCAGCUGAGAAUAAGGGGUCCACUCACUAUGUGUACAAACAAAGGUUAUUCCCCGGCUGCUGGCUGUUUAGUUCAUAUGUAAUUUUACAUUUUUUGUCGUUUAGUAAGUAUACGGGUGUGCCAAUUGAGAAUGGCUCACUCUCUUUUAAGCCCAGAGAAAGUUGCUCAAAUAGAGCUUCGGAUGGACCCAUUAGAAGUAUAUGGAUGCAUAUUUCUACUGUAUGAUACUGUAGAUAUGGCACUACAGGACAUCUGUACUGAAAUACACACAUGUCGAAGGUAUCUGCCUGUCCUCGACAGCGUACUUUUCAAUGGUGGAGUGUUUCAUGAAGGGCCUCUUGUAAAGUGGUCAAAAUCAUUGCUUGCUAAGGGCAUAAACUGGUCAGAUAGAUUACUGGAAGCUCUGAUGAUCAUAAAAGAAUUUUGGAUUAUAAAAUUUUUGGAUGCAAAUCAACGUGACCUUGAGUUAAGAUUCUUACCUCAGCAGGCCAACACUUCAUGUCAUGUAGAUUUAAUAAGAAAAGUUCUGUAUUUAAUGGUGGAUGACCUCAGCAAAGAUGAUUGGAAUGAUCUGCGGUUGUUAAUAAUAGAAGAAACAAAACUACAAAGUGUGCCAGCAAAGUAUACUGAAAUUCCAGAGUGUCUCUUGUUAAUUUUAAUGUCCAGAAAUUUUAUACAGUUGAAAAAAAAGGACCAGAGGGUGAAUUUAUCCCUGCUAUUUAGCUGUUUGAAAAGACUGGGAAAAGACUAUUGGGCUCACCAACUGAAAAGUAUUGAAAAUGCUGUUAAUGGAGAGCAACCAGGUAUCAGUGUCGAGAAUGGUGUUGAAAAUGUGGCUUGGAGGAAAGCACCUUCUGUUAGAUUUAAUCUUGAUCCUGAAAAUCCAGGCACCAUAUUAAUUUUUAAUAUAGUGGACUAUGGCAAAGAGGUGGUCAAUGGUAAUGGUAUUUCUCUUGGUGUGAGAAAUGGUUCUCAUGUAGAUGUAGAUAGGCUUCAAAACACAUUUGAGUUACUGGGCUUCCAGAGGAGUGUUAUUCCGGAUCCGACAGCGGAAGACAUCAUCUUAAUUAUUAGAGAGAAUUUGGCAAAAUUUUGCUCAGAGGCUAAGAAAAGCAAGAAAGAGAGGUGCUUUGCCGUUGCCAUUUUGGCCCAUGGUGAUAAAGAUGGGGUUUAUUGCACCAAAGGCAAUUUACUUACUUGGGAUGCAAUUCGUGCUGAAUUGAGACACCCUGACACAAAGGGUCUUGCAAGACUCCUAUUGAAUCAAGCUUGCAAAGGGAACUCUCAAGCAACCAAGCCAGAUAAUAUUGAAGAAGAUGGAGUGGGGAGUGAAUCUGACUCUGUUUCAAAAAAUUUAAAGGAUAUUUUCGAGCUGUCAUCUAGUGUGUCAGGUUUUGCUGCCUAUCGUGACAUUGUACAUGGUUCCUUUUUCAUUCGAAGUUUCUGUAAACACAUUCUUCAAUUUGGGAGUGAUUGUGAUUUGAAUCAAAUAACGACUCUGAUAAAUAAAGACCUAGACAGCAAAAAAGUUGAAUGCUCAGGCGUACUAGUUUCCAUGACAGCAGAGCUGAUAGUCACUCCGAAGAAAUUAUUGUAUUUGGGUGUACCCCAAAAGGAGAAACUGAAAGCAGAUGCUCUAGUGCAAGUGUGGGAACAUGUCGAAAAGACAGAGUGUAUGCCAAGAAACCCUACAGUUUAUUUGCAACAAAAUGAGGAGGUCAAAAAUAAUCCACCAGAUGCUAAGAGCAAGAUGACAGAAAAUGAAAGAAGAGAGGAAGACAGUGAACAAAAUUGCGAAGAAGAGCUAGGAGGACUUGCACAUAAAAUUAAAAUGUUAGCCUUGAAGCUUGAGAAAGAAAAAAGAAAUCAGUGAACCUGUGCUUCCUUGUCUUGAACAGGCACUCUCCUCUCGUACUUCAACUUUCUGUGAGCAACUUUGAGCUGAACAAAACUGUAUAAUAUAUGUGUUUAAUUUUUCAACUGUU
Messenger RNA from Thrips palmi, 1990 nucleotides. Its product is annotated as caspase-8-like. Gene Ontology annotation, molecular function: cysteine-type endopeptidase activity. Gene Ontology annotation, biological process: proteolysis. NCBI's taxonomy places the organism in Eukaryota, Metazoa, Arthropoda, Insecta, Thysanoptera, Thripidae. The record is from RefSeq and is a predicted model, not a curated record. The coding region runs from base 136 to 1878 and encodes 580 amino acids. The transcript has 10 exons.